GCAGCCAGAGGACAUACUACGUCUCCGCUACCUAGUCGUUGGGGCCUUGAGGCGCCUCCUCUCUGCGUCCAUCGCUUAGCCCCACUACCUCUUCGACCAUGUUGGUGACGCCCUCGUUCUUCGGACCGCAGCGAGCCGUGUCUCGGCGUUGUAUUGCUGUGUGUCGACGCCUUGCCGCGCGGUUUUUCGGCCUCACCCCCGCGACAUGCCUGGGUCGCGCGAGAGAUGACGGUCACCCGCACAAACGGCUGGUCCAACGGAAGGAAUGGUCAAUGCGCCAUUUUUGUGAAGCCUCUUUCGUGGCUCGGUGCCUCUCUUCUUUGUGGGUCUUUGGGUCGGAGCUAGCCCCACUCAUCUGGGACUUGUAGAGUAGCCGCAGGCAUAGUGCGCAGACCAUUGCUUGCACAUACUCUUAGUCAAAACGUGAGUAGGCGCAAGCGGCUCUCGGGUUGUGAG
Messenger RNA from Cutaneotrichosporon oleaginosum, 456 nucleotides. RefSeq lists its product as uncharacterized. Lineage: Eukaryota; Fungi; Basidiomycota; Tremellomycetes; Trichosporonales; Trichosporonaceae. The record is from RefSeq and is a predicted model, not a curated record.